This is a messenger RNA of Styela clava, 1700 nucleotides long. Its product is annotated as GATOR1 complex protein NPRL2-like. Gene Ontology annotation, molecular function: GTPase activator activity. The record is from RefSeq and is a predicted model, not a curated record. Lineage: Eukaryota; Metazoa; Chordata; Ascidiacea; Stolidobranchia; Styelidae. Gene Ontology annotation, biological process: negative regulation of TORC1 signaling; positive regulation of autophagy; cellular response to amino acid starvation. Gene Ontology annotation, cellular component: vacuolar membrane; GATOR1 complex.
UAUGCGCUGACCCAUAAAGGUCACUGAAUGCAGCAAUAUGAACGAUUCAUUGCAGUCUUACAUUGCUCAACAUCCUAUUGAAUGUAUGUUCUUCAGUGAGUUCCAUCAUUUGCAAGGACCCAAGAUAACUUAUCAGUAUCCUGAUGGAUAUUUUAACCAACAAGAAGGAUUAUUUGAAGAAGUUACGAAUUAUAUCAUUCCUAAACCAGAAUUACAAGAGAAAUUGACAACUGUGAAUGUAGGGAAAAAGAAAGUGAUUGGAUGUCCAGUAUGUAUCGAGGGAUCUCAUUAUCCAAGAAAUAAUUUCAUCUUUAACUUUGGUCUGGUGCUCGAUAGUAAUCAUAAGAGUUCUCCUUGUAUUCCAAUGAUCAAACAACUCUCAAAAUAUAUGUCAGAACUUGAGAAGGAGAAUGGCUUCGUUUCUAAUGAAGAGACUAGAGAAAUGAUUCCAAAUAUUCUGCGCGAUAUGCUUGAAGAACUAAAUACAAAAGGAAGUUGCUGCACCAGGGUUAAUGAUAACACAACUUUAUUUUUAAAAGUAUUUCCCCCCACAACCCUUCCUCCCGUAGUAAAAGAUCAUGAUGUGCCGAUACUGAUGGUAUCGAUAGAUGAAUUCAUGCCAGGAGGUUGGGAUUUGACCACAGAAAGGAUUCUUCCAUUCAUUGAUGGAUUUCGUCAUGUUCAGAAGAUCGCAUAUUUAGCUGAUGUUGAUCCAAGGUUGACAAGAACUUGCAUCAGGGAUCUUGCAUUUUACAGAAUUGUCGAAUUGAUUUCUAUAUUUCAAUAUUCCAAUACUUAUGUGACAACAUCAAAUUUGUCGAGGUUGAUGUCUGAUAAAGCUCUUCAGACUGAAUGUAUUCAAUAUGUAUCUAGACCUGGACAUCCAAAACCAACACUGAAUGAUAUUCUUGCGAUUUCUUGUGGUUUAACUCCCGGUGUAACUGUUGAUAACUUAUGUAGUCGACAUCAGAAGGAAUUGAAUAAAGUUAAUGAACAAAAAUUAAUUCAGUUUGGACUCAUUAACAAAUUAAUUCGAAGAAUCCACGUUUAUCCUGUGAAAACCAGCAAAUCCGAGUGUAUUGAAGAGGAGUUCCAUCGUUACUGCACUGGGGAAUUCAGUACAGAUGAAAUUUGCUGCAAAACCGGACUGAGUUUUCGUGAAUUAUCGUCAAGGAUUGACCAAGAUCCGUGUAUAAGCGUCUGUAUGAAGUGAAUGUAAAAGAAAGAUAGUACAACCGAGGGUAGUUGCGUGAAGAAUGCAAUCCACGCCAGCCUUCUCAAAUGCUCGCACUUGAAGCGACCUUUCUAUCUCUUGCAAUCCAACAUCAUCCGCAUAAUUGACGGUUUCUGGUCGAAAACCUGGGGAGCUCAAACGAUGUUGUGCAUCGAUGUUUAAAGUUUAGACUCGACAGACCUGUAGACCGGAGAGAGUGUGGUCUACAGAUGCGUGCUUCUGUGGCUGGCUGUUAAAUUUGUAAAAUAUGAUUCACUUUCCUUAUUUUAUUUAGUGUAUUCGUAUCUUAAAUCGAUUUAAAAGUUAUUUUACAUCUUGUGUGUUUAUUUUGACAUGUUUUUGGGGUUGGUCGCGUGCAAUUUGAGUUCAUUUUUAACUUUAUCGCGAGUUAUGCUCGCGUUUCUCUACAUUUUGUUUGUCCGUUUGUUGCAUGCCAGAGCAGCCAAAAUAAAAUUGAUUAUUGAAA